Messenger RNA from Nicotiana tabacum (common tobacco), 816 nucleotides. Lineage: Eukaryota; Viridiplantae; Streptophyta; Magnoliopsida; Solanales; Solanaceae. The record is from RefSeq and is a predicted model, not a curated record.
AUGCUUGAAGAGAUCAGGGUGAAGAUGAUGAUAAGAAUAGCACAAAUGAGGGAUUUCUGUAAUACUUGGAUCAGUGACAUUUCUCCAAUGGCACUGAAGGUGUUGCAGGAGAACACAUCAAAAUCAAUAAAAUGUGUGGUGCACUGGAAUAGUCAAUAUAAUUAUGAAGUGAAGGAAGGACACACCAGUAAGCAUAUAGUAAAUCUGAACAAGCUAACCUGCACUUGUAGAGCUUGGAUGCUGAAGGGUAUACCAUGUGCUCAUGUUGUAGCUGCUAUCCAUUUCAAGAAAUUGGAGCCAGUUAACUACAUUGCAUAUUGGUACCAUAGGGAGACUUAUAUGAAGACCUACAUUCACUUUCUUCAGCAUGUACAAAAUAUGGAGAUGUGGCCACAAUCACAACACCCUUCAGUUAUACCACCAGAAGUAAGAGUAAUGCUUGGCAGGCCCAAGAAAGUGAGAAGGAAGGAACCAACUGAAAACAAAAUCGGAAAGCUUUCCAAAAGAGGUACUCAAAUAACCUACAACAACUGUCAUGCUAAAGGCCAUAACAAGAAAGGUUGUCAGAAGGCUACACAAGGUACUGCAAGAUCAGCUGGUGGUGCAAAGUCAUCAAGUGAUAUUGCUACUGGUAUAGGAAGAGGGACACCCUAUAAAAGGCCAAGAAUGGUUGCCUGGAUGUCAACUGUGCCUAUAAACUCUGCAGUAGUGACUGGAGAUAUUGGACACAAAUCAAGAACAGGGGUGAAAUGGAAAGGGAAAGAAGCUAUCACCUUAAGGAAUCUUCAACAUAUUCAAGCUAAGAAAAGAAUGUAG